This is a messenger RNA of Telopea speciosissima, 6401 nucleotides long. Its product is annotated as callose synthase 10. NCBI's taxonomy places the organism in Eukaryota, Viridiplantae, Streptophyta, Magnoliopsida, Proteales, Proteaceae. Gene Ontology annotation, molecular function: 1,3-beta-D-glucan synthase activity. Gene Ontology annotation, biological process: (1->3)-beta-D-glucan biosynthetic process. Bases 322 to 6042 code for a protein of 1906 amino acids. The transcript has 51 exons. The record is from RefSeq and is a predicted model, not a curated record. Gene Ontology annotation, cellular component: plasma membrane; 1,3-beta-D-glucan synthase complex.
ACUUUUCCUCUCCCUUUCCCUUUCUCUUUCUCCGCGAUCUUCUCUUACCGUGUUCUUCUGCUAAAUGUCUACGCCGCGUCUCUGAGAGUAGCCGUAGACUUGCCAUCUCGCACUUUUCUUCCCACUUCGAUAUCGUCGAAACCUUCUCAAAAAAACGGAAACGCUUAUUUUCGGCUUAGAUCUGUUUCCGGUGCUGCUCUAGAACCCCAAUUCCAGGCGAAUCGAGGGUUCUGGAGCCUCGGCUCUCUUCAUGUUUCGGGUUUAUGCUCGCCCGUAACUUCAGCUUCGUAGAAAUUUUAGUGUUCUGAGGUUCUUCAAUUAAUGGCGAGAAUUUACGAUAACUGGGAGCGACUGGUUCGUGCCACCUUACAAAGAGAGCAACUUCGUAAUGCUGGUAAAGGGCACGGAAGAGUUUCCGCUGGGAUUUCUGAUGAUGUUCCAGAAUCGCUCGGCAGGUCCACGAACAUUGACGCGAUCUUACAAGCUGCCGAUGAGAUAGAAGAUGAGGACCCCAAUGUUGCCCGGAUCUUGUGUGAGCAAGCAUAUUCAAUGGCGCACGACCUGGAUCCCAACAGUGAUGGAAGAGGUGUGCUCCAGUUCAAGACUGGUCUAAUGUCUGUAAUUAAGCAAAAACUCUCCAAGAAGGAUGGAACAAGAUUUGACCGUAAUCGGGAUAUUGAGCGCUUGUGGGAAUUCUACCAACUUUAUAAGAGACGACAUAGAGUUGAUGAUAUUCAAAGGGAGGAGCAGAAAUGGAGGGAAUCUGGAACAUUCAGUUCCAAGUUGGGAGAGUUGGAGCUAAAAGCUAGGGAAAUGAAGAAGGUCUUUGCUACCUUGAGGGCUUUAGUUGAGGUGAUGGAGGCACUUAGCAAAGGCGCAGCUCCUGAUGGGGUGGGAAGGCUUAUUGAGGAGGAGUUAAGAAGAAUAAAGAAAUCAGAUACAGCUUUGACCGGAGAGCUUAUACCAUACAAUAUUGUACCUUUAGGUGCACCAUCCUUAACCAAUGCUAUUGGAGUAUUCCCUGAAGUUAAAGCUGCAAUGUCUUCCAUAAGAUAUACGGAACACUUGCCCAAGCUUCCUGCUGACUUUGAGAUUUCUGGACAUAGAGAUCCAGAUAUGUUUGAUCUCCUGGAGUAUGCUUUUGGUUUCCAGAAAGGCAAUAUCAGGAACCAGCGUGAAAAUGUCAUUCUUUCAAUAGCAAAUGCACAGUCACGUCUUGGCAUACCUGUGGAAGCUGAACCGAAGAUAGAUGAAAAAGCUAUCACUGAGGUUUUUCUGAAGGUGCUUGAUAACUAUAUCAAGUGGUGCAAAUACUUGCGGACUCGUCUUGCAUGGAACAGUAUUGAAGCAAUCAACAAAGAUAGGAAGCUUAUUUUAGUUUCUUUGUACUUCCUUAUCUGGGGUGAAGCUGCAAAUGUUCGCUUUCUUCCUGAAUGCAUUUGCUAUUUGUUCCACCAUAUGGCGAAGGAGUUGGAUGCAAUAUUGGACCAUGGUGAAGCUAAGCCAGCUGCUAGCUGUAUGAGUGAGAAUGGUUCUGUGUCCUUUCUUGUUGAAGUCAUUACUCCUAUUUACCAAACAAUGGCCGCGGAGGCUCUAAGUAACAAUGGGAAAGCCGCACAUUCAGCGUGGCGGAAUUAUGAUGAUUUCAAUGAAUUUUUCUGGUCGCGCGCUUGCUUUGAAUUGAGAUGGCCAUUGAAGAAGGACUCUUCAUUUUUAUUGAAGCCUAAGAAACGGAAAAGGACAGGGAAAACCAACUUUGUUGAGCAUCGGACGUUUCUUCACUUAUAUCGGAGUUUUCAUCGUUUAUGGAUUUUUCUGGUCCUGAUGUUCCAGGGGUUGACAAUUAUAGCUUUCAGCAAAGGAACUAUUAAUCUUCAUACAUUUAAGAAAGUUCUUAGCAUCGGACCAACCUUUGCUAUUAUGUGUUUCAUUGAGAGUUGUUUAGAUGUGCUACUUACAUAUGGAGCGUAUAGAACAGCACGGGGCAUGGCAAUCUCAAGGCUGAUUAUUAGGCUUUUCUGGUUUGGUAUCAGCUCCGUAUUUGUGAUUUAUGUGUACAUAAAGGUUCUGCAAGAAAGUAAUAAUCAAAAUUCAAAUUCGUUCUACUUUCGGAUUUAUAUUCUUGUGCUGGGUGUCUACGCUGCUUUGCGGUUCCUCCUUGCAAUGUUUCUAAAAUUUCCAUUUUGUCACGUGGUUUCGGAAAUGUCUGACCAGUCCUUCUUUCAAUUUUUUAAGUGGUUAUAUCAGGAACGAUUCUUUGUAGGACGUGGUCUUUUUGAAAAGACUAGCGAUUAUUUGAGGUAUGUGCUCUUCUGGUUGGUGAUCUUUGGAUGUAAAUUUACAUUUGCUUACUUUCUCCAGAUCAAACCACUGGUCAGUCCUACCAUUAUUAUCGUGAAUAUUUCAGAUUUAACUUACUCAUGGCAUGAUCUUGUCUCAAAGCACAAUAAAAAUGCAUUCACGGUUGCUAGCCUUUGGGCACCUGUUGUGGCUAUCUACCUUAUGGAUAUUCACAUAUGGUACACAGUCUUAUCUGCUCUUGUUGGUGGUGUGAUGGGUGCUCGGGGGCGUUUAGGAGAGAUACGUUCAAUUGAAAUGGUGCAUAAGCGUUUUGAGAGCUUUCCGGAAGCCUUUGUUAAGAAUCUUGCAUCUUCCCAAACAAAAAGGAUGCCUUCUGAUGCACAAUCAUCUCAGGUUCCUCAGGAGAUGAACAAGGUAUAUGCAGCUAUAUUCUCUCCCUUCUGGAAUGAAAUCAUCAAGAGUUUGCGUGAAGAAGAUUAUAUCAGUAACCGUGAGAAGGACUUGCUUUCUAUUCCAAGCAAUGCCGGAAGUCUCAGAUUAGUUCAAUGGCCUUUGUUUCUUCUUUGCAGCAAGAUCUUUUUGGCCUUGGAUUUGGCUUUGGACUGUAAGGAUACUCAGGCAGAUCUAUGGAGCAGAAUAUCUAGGGAUGAAUACAUGGCAUAUGCUGUUCAGGAGUGCUACUACAGUGUAGAAAAGAUUCUGCAUUCUCUAGUUGACAGUGAAGGGAGGAUUUGGGUGGAAAGGAUCUUUCGUGAGAUUAAUAACAGUGUUUUGGAGGGUUCACUGGUUAUAACUUUACAGCUCAGGAAGCUUCAACUGGUGGUUUCAAGGUUUACGGCUUUGACUGGGCUUCUGACACGGAAUGAGACUCCUGAGCUAGCUAGAGGUGCUGCAAAAGCUGUGUAUGAUCUAUAUGAAGUAGUUACACAUGACCUGCUGUCACCUGAUUUAAGGGAGCAGCUUGAUACGUGGAAUAUAAUAGCGAAAGCUAGAAACGAAAGGCGUCUCUUUUCUAAGAUAGAAUGGCCAAAGGAUCCAGAAAUUAAGGAGCAGGUGAAGCGAUUGCACCUCCUUCUGACUGUAAAGGAUUCUUCUGCUAAUGUCCCAAAGAAUCUUGAAGCAAGAAGAAGAUUAGAGUUUUUUACAAAUUCUUUAUUCAUGAACAUGCCUCCUGCAAAGCCAGUUUGUGAGAUGAUUCCAUUCUGUGUGUUCACACCAUACUACAGUGAGACUGUACUUUAUAGUUCCUCUGAGUUGCGGGCUGAGAAUGAGGAUGGGAUCUCUAUUCUGUUCUACCUCCAAAAGAUAUUUCCAGAUGAAUGGGUGAAUUUUUUGGAACGAAUUGGUCGGGGUGAAUCUACCGGAGAAGCUGAUCUUGAGGAGAGCUCUAGUGAUUCCUUAGAGCUUCGGUUUUGGGUAUCUUAUCGAGGUCAAACUUUAGCUAGAACUGUGCGUGGUAUGAUGUACUACAGAAGGGCUCUAAUGCUGCAAAGUUUUCUAGAAAAGAGAGCAUUCGGAGAAAUAGAUGAUGGCUAUUUGGGGGGCAAUUUUCCUACAUCAGAAGGAUUUGAGUUAUCUAGUGUGUCUCGAGCACAGGCUGAUCUGAAAUUUACUUAUGUGGUGUCAUGCCAAAUUUAUGGGCAACAGAAACAGAAGAAAGCUCAAGAGGCAGCUGAUAUUGCUCUUUUGUUGCAAAGGAAUGAAGCGCUUCGGGUUGCGUACAUACAUGUGGAAGAAAGUACCGAUGCUGAAGGACAGGUUGUAAGGGAAUUUUAUUCAAAACUUGUGAAAGCUGAUGUACAUGGGAAGGAUCAGGAAAUAUAUUCCAUCAAGCUUCCUGGAGAUCCCAAGCUUGGAGAAGGGAAACCUGAAAAUCAGAACCAUGCAAUAAUCUUCACACGUGGCGAAGCUAUUCAAACUAUCGAUAUGAAUCAGGAUAACUACCUUGAGGAGGCAAUGAAAAUGAGAAAUCUCGUAGAGGAAUUUCGUAGAAAUCAUGGUCUUCGACCCCCGACAAUUCUUGGUGUAAGAGAGCAUGUCUUUACUGGAAGUGUUUCAUCGUUAGCUUGGUUCAUGUCCAAUCAAGAAACUAGCUUCGUGACCUUGGGUCAACGUGUUUUGGCGAAUCCUCUAAAGGUUCGCAUGCACUAUGGGCAUCCUGAUGUGUUUGACAGGAUAUUUCAUAUAUCCCGAGGUGGCAUUAGUAAGGCAUCUCGUGUUAUUAAUAUUAGUGAAGAUAUAUAUGCAGGGUUCAAUUCCACAUUAAGGCAGGGUAACAUUACACACCAUGAAUACAUUCAGGUCGGGAAAGGAAGAGAUGUUGGGUUGAACCAAAUUGCACUAUUUGAAGGCAAAGUAGCUGGUGGUAAUGGAGAACAAGUCUUAAGCAGGGACAUAUACCGGCUUGGACAACUUUUUGAUUUUUUCAGAAUGCUAUCUUUCUACUUCACAACUGUCGGUUUUUAUGUGUGCACAAUGAUGACCGUUCUUACUGUUUACAUUUUUCUAUACGGAAGGGCUUAUCUGGCUUUCUCUGGUGUUGAUCGUGCAAUUAACCAGGUGGCUAAAUUGUCGGGUAACACAGCAUUGAGUGCAGUUUUAAAUACUCAAUUCUUAUUCCAGAUAGGAAUCUUCACAGCCGUCCCAAUGAUAAUGGGAUUUAUACUUGAACUUGGAUUGUUGAAGGCUGUUUUCAGUUUUAUCACCAUGCAGCUCCAGUUGUGUUCUGUUUUCUUCACAUUUUCUUUAGGAACUAGAACUCAUUAUUUUGGGCGCACAAUACUCCAUGGAGGUGCAAAAUACAGAGCAACUGGUAGAGGCUUUGUGGUCCGUCACAUCAAGUUUGCCGAAAAUUACAGGCUUUAUUCACGAAGUCAUUUCGUAAAGGCGCUUGAAGUGGCACUGCUUCUUAUAGUUUACAUAGCAUAUGGCUAUACGGAUGGAGGUGCAGUUUCUUUUGUCUUGCUUACUCUCAGUAGUUGGUUCCUUGUUAUGUCGUGGCUCUUUGCUCCUUAUAUCUUUAAUCCAUCAGGAUUUGAGUGGCAGAAGACCUUUGAGGACUUCAACGAUUGGAUCAGUUGGCUUCUUUAUAAAGGUGGAGUUGGAGUGAAGGGAGAAAACAGUUGGGAAUCAUGGUGGGAUGAGGAACAGAUGCAUAUCCAAACGUUGAGAGGUCAGAUACUGGAAACCAUUUUAAGCUUGAGAUUUUUCCUAUUCCAAUAUGGUGUUGUCUACAAACUCAAUCUCACUGGAAAUAACACCUCACUGGCGAUUUAUGGAUUUUCGUGGGUUGUGCUCGUGGCGAUUGUCAUGAUAUUCAAGAUAUUCACCUUUAGCCCCCAAAAGUCAACCAACAUCCAGCUGUUGAUGCGUUUUAUACAGGGAGCUUUAUCUUUAAUUCUUAUUGCUGCACUCUGCCUUCUUGUUGCCUUCACUAAUCUGACAAUUCUAGAUAUUUUUGCCAGUGUCCUGGCAUAUAUUCCUACUGGCUGGGCUAUUCUAUCGCUGGCCAUCACAUGGAAGAAGAUAGUAAGGAGAUUGGGACUUUGGGAUUCAGUACGUGAGUUUGGCCGAUAUUAUGAUGCUGGGAUGGGUAUAAUUAUAUUUGUACCAGUUGCAGUCUUAUCAUGGUUCCCAUUUGUAUCUACCUUCCAGUCACGUCUUCUCUUUAACCAAGCAUUCAGCCGAGGGCUGGAGAUAUCCAUCAUCCUUGCCGGAAACAAAGCCAAUGUUCAGGCUUAACCAUAAAUGGUCGUGUUUCUGAUAAAAAUGAUGGCCUUUUUUCGCGUCUGCCGGUAGUUUAUUUCUUUAAUGAAACAUAUGACCAGGACCUACAGAUGGCCAUCAUCCUUAUCGGUAGCAAGAUCAGGCUUGAUUAUCCAUGUUUUGUUGCUGGGUAGUUAACUGUACAGCUGCAGCUCUGUUGUUGUACUAUAUUAUACACAUCUGACCAAUGAAUUACAUUGCUGGAGCAUAUAGGGAAACUGCAACAUGAACAGUGGCAGGAGUACGUACUAUGUACAGGGAAUUUUACUUAAAUGUUGUGCACUUGUAUUUAGACAUUUUAUCUUUCAUAAUCUUUGGGAUUCAUUGUCUCUUCA